Messenger RNA from Priceomyces carsonii, 489 nucleotides. RefSeq names its product Aps3p (gene APS3). Gene Ontology annotation, biological process: intracellular protein transport; vesicle-mediated transport. The coding region runs from base 1 to 489 and encodes 162 amino acids. Gene Ontology annotation, cellular component: intracellular membrane-bounded organelle; membrane coat. The record is from RefSeq and is a predicted model, not a curated record. The transcript has a single exon. Lineage: Eukaryota; Fungi; Ascomycota; Pichiomycetes; Serinales; Debaryomycetaceae.
AUGAAAUUUUAUACACCAGUUGACAUAUCUACACAAAGACUACUAUUACAACAAGUAUACCAGUUAGUAUCCGUUAGAACGUCUCAAGAAUGUUCCUUUUUGACCUCACCUUCACUUUUGGAGGACUUAGAUGAUAUCAAGGUGAUAUAUAGACAUUAUGCCACAUUAUACUUUGUAUUUGUUGUUGAUGAUCAGGAAUCAGAACUAGGCAUAUUAGACUUAAUACAGGUAUUUGUCGAGUGUCUAGAUAAAUGCUUCACGAAUGUAUGUGAGUUGGAUUUAGUAUUUGGUUGGCAAGUAUUACAAACAGUGUUGGAAGAAAUAAUACAAGGAGGCAUGGUUAUUGAUACAAAUAUCAAUAGGAUCGUAUCCGCUGUCGACGAAGCAAAUAGCCAAAAAAGCUAUGCUUCAAAUGGUUCCGGAGGAGGUAUUGGAGCAAGUAUAUUGCUGGCAAUGUCAAAAGAGGGCAGCUUUUGGAGCAGAAAUUAA